This is a messenger RNA of Thrips palmi, 1843 nucleotides long. RefSeq lists its product as uncharacterized. NCBI's taxonomy places the organism in Eukaryota, Metazoa, Arthropoda, Insecta, Thysanoptera, Thripidae. The transcript is spliced from 6 exons. The record is from RefSeq and is a predicted model, not a curated record. Bases 664 to 1683 code for a protein of 339 amino acids.
GCCCGGCGAUAGCGGCUGCGUGACGUCACACGUCACGCCGAGCGCGGUUCGAGUUCCUCUUAAUUGCACCCGAGAUUGCAUUUUACUAGAGAGCGCUGCGAUAAACGGACAGCUGCUCUGCCUUGGCUCUGCCGACUCUGCCACCGCACACGGCGACGCCAGCCACCGAUUGCCUAUACGAGCCGUGCUUCAAAGCGCUCGCGGAGAGCGACCGCGACAGGAGCGAUGUGUGAGGAGUUGACGCGCUCUAUCUCUCUCUUCUCUGGCGGGCCGAACCUGACCUUCCUCACUGCACUUGAACUUGAUAGGCUGGACCAGAAAUGAUCGAUAGCCAUUUCAGGUCCGUCCUGGCCACGCCAAUCUUGCUGAGCACCCACCAGGGCGUCCUACUAAGAGCGACCCCUUUGCCGGCGGACCGGGACUGGACGCCCACAGCAUCCGGCCCCCUCCGGAUACUCGACCCUUAGCGCUGUGACGCCGAUCUGCCGGUGGCCCACACGGUGCAGAGGUCUCUCUACACCGUGCGGCGGCCCGAACAAUGAGCUGGGAGUGCGCGCCGGUUGCGCCGCAACCCCGCGGGCGGGGGCAGCACCGGGAAGAGGGCCUGCGGCGGGGGCGGCAGAUAUUAAAAAAAAAAAGGAAAACAAAAACUAACAACUGGCAAUGUCUUGCCCCGAGGAGGAUACUUCCAUCGCUCCGAAGGAGUGCCAGCCGCAGAGCAGAAGCAAGAGCGACCCGUGCUGCGGGGGCACCCGGAGCCGGUCGCUGUGCGGCAUCCGCACCCCGUUCUGGUGGUACGGCGGUCGCGACGGCCAGCCGCGGCCUGGAGGCGACCCCGACGAGUACGAGCCGAGGCCCCGCCGCCUCGUCCGCCUCGCCGAGGACAUCCCCAACGUGCUGGAACGGCUGGAGGUGGACUGCGUGCACCAGUACCUGCCGGGCCAGAUUUCUGCAACAUCCGCUGGCAGGGGCGCCACGCGCGUCGCCGAGGACGGCGUCGACGAGAAGGAGCGGGCGGAGCGGGCAAGCCACGAGCACUGCCCCUGCAGGCGGGAAACGUGGGUGCGAGGGGGCCCCCUGCUCGGCCACCGCCCUGACCCCGCCAAGGGCUGCCAGUGUGCCUGCUGCCGCGCCCCGCGGCCACCCCGCCCCGCCCCGCCCAGGGCACCUCCUGCCAGCCCGGCGCCCCCUCGGGAGACGUGGUGUCCGAGGCCGCCGUUCUGGUGGUGGUGCCACGACAAGCGGUCGCAGCGGCCGUGCGGGGAUCCCUCGCUGUACGCCCCCGUGUUCCCCGCCAAGCAGCCGCAGCCUGAGACUCCGCUGGAACACAAGUUUGAGUUGGACCACCCCGAUUUCUACCUCCCCGGGCAGGUGGUCUUCGGGUUCAAGCCCGCCCUACGCCGCUACGCGGAGCCAGAGGACUGCCCCGACGACUACCUCUCCCGCUGCGGGCUGGAGCCGACACUGCCGCCGCCGAGGACGCAGCGAUGUGGAGCAAUCCCGAGCUGUUCGGAUCACGGAGGGCAUCCCUGGCAUCCCGCCUACUUGCCUAGUCUCUUGGAGUCCGAGGUGGCCGGCGCGCGCUGCUCCGCGCCGCCGCGCGCACUGCGGAGGCCCACGCCCUGCACGUGCGCGACAGAGGCGUGCACCACCUGCUGCAGGCACUCCGUGGACGAGAUGUGAGUGCUCGCUGCCUUCCUCGUUUGAACCCUCCAACGCUGCCGACCCUUCAGUUGCAGUUCUUUCAAUGAAUACGUUGCGUUCCGGCAGGGCGAGCAUGCUGCCGUACGGGUGGCGCGGCUGGCCGGGCGUCAAGAAGGCCCACAUGCUCUACCCCGCCCCC